AUGACCAGCGACAAGAUCACGACAAACGAAAAGCAGGGCGGCGACGUCGAGAUCCUCGGCGUCAAGGAGAUGGACGCGGUCGAGGUCGACGCCGUGUUCGGGUUCCAGGGCGAGGGGCAUAUCCACUACACGUCGAUGGGGUGGGUCCAAGCCGCCAUCAUCCUCCUCAAGACGCAGGUCGGCCUCGGCGUGCUCGCCAUGCCGUCGAUGCUGCAGAUGGUCGGCGCGGUGCCGGGGACGAUCAUCAUCGUCGGCCUCGGGAUCCUCACCACAUGGUGCGACUACGUCGUGGGCACGUUCAAGCGCAACCACCCCGAGGUGUACUCUGUCGCCGAUGCGGGCUACAUCAUGUUCGGCAACUUUGGCCGCGAGCUGUUCAGCGUCGCAUACUGGUGCUUCACUGUCGGUGUGGCGGGCGCAGCGAUGGUCGCGAUUUCGAUCGGGUUUAAUGCGAUUACCGACCACGCUACGUGUACCGUUGUCUGGGUCGUCAUGGCCGCCGCCAUCUCUUGUGCCGCUGCAUCGAUCCAGACGCUCAACAAGAUCAGUCUUAUUGGAUGGGCCGGGGUCGUAGGAAUCUUUACAGCUGUGAUCAUGGUCACGAUCGCGGUCGGCGUGCAGGAGCGUCCCGCCGCCGCCCCGAAGACCGGGCCUUGGGAGAAGGACACCCACGCGUUCAUCAACGCGCCGAUCUGGGACGUCGUCAGCGUGCUCUCUACCGUCCUUUUCUCGUACUCUGGCACCCCGGCCUUCUUCGGCGUCAUCUCGGAGAUGAAGAAGCCGCAGGACUACAACAAGUCUCUCGCCGUGUGCCAGUUCCUCACGACCGGCCUUUUCACCUCCAUCGGCCUGGUGGUGUACUUCAAGGCGGGGCAGUACCUCUCCACUCCGGCGCUCGGCUCAGCCGGCGUCCUGAUCAAGAAGGUGUCCUACGGCAUCGCCCUGCUGGGCCUGUUCGCGAGCGCGAUCCUCUUCGUGCACUGCGCCGCCAAGCUCAUCUUCGUGCGCGUCAUGCGCAACUCGCCGCACCUGACCGCCUUGACGCCGACGCACUACAUCGUGUGGUUCGGCACGACGGUCACGUGUGCGACACUCGCGUUCAUCCUUGCCGAGUCGAUCCCGUUCUUCGGCUCGCUCCUCGGCCUGAUCGGCGCGCUGUUCUCCACCCUCAUGACGCUGCAGGCCACGGGGUGGAUGUGGCUCUUCGACAACUGGCACCGCCGCACUCAGGCCAACCCCGGCUGGGGCUUCUGGCCCAUGGUCGCGCUCAACGUGUUUGUGAUCGUGCUGGGCUUCUUCAUCCAGAUCACGGGCGUGAUUGCUGCUGGCAUGGACAUCAGGAACCAGUACCGCAAGGGUGCGGUCGACCGCCCCUUCUCGUGCAAGGACAACUCGAAGUAA
Molecule: messenger RNA, 1401 nt
Organism: Vanrija pseudolonga
Lineage: Eukaryota; Fungi; Basidiomycota; Tremellomycetes; Trichosporonales; Trichosporonaceae
Product: N amino acid transport system protein
Exons: 5
Coding region: 1-1401 (466 amino acids)
Biological process (GO): amino acid transmembrane transport
Molecular function (GO): L-amino acid transmembrane transporter activity
Source: RefSeq, a predicted model, not a curated record